AUGUUACAACUGAUACAACUCAAACCUCUGAAGUUACUACUUCUGAAACCACUUCUGAGGCUACCACUUCUGAAACCACUUCUGAGGCUACCACUUCUGAAACCACUUCUGAAGCUACCUCUUCUGAAACCACAUCCGAAGCUACCUCUACUUCCGAAGCCACCUCUUCUGAAACCACUUCUGAAGCUACCUCUUCUGAAACCACAUCCGAAGCUACCUCUUCUGAAACCACAUCCGAAGCUACUUCUACUUCCGAAGCCACCUCUUCUGAAACCACAUCCGAUGCUACUUCUACUUCCGAAGCCACCUCUUCUGAAACCACAUCCGAUGCUACUUCUACUUCUGAAGCCACCUCUUCUGAAACCACUUCUGAAGCUACCUCUUCUGAAACCACAUCCGAAGCUACCUCUACUUCCGAAGCCACCUCUUCUGGAACCACAUCCGAAGCUACCUCUUCUGAAACCACAUCCGAAGCUACCUCUUCUGAAUCCACAUCCGAAGCCACUUCUACUGAUAUUUCCAGUAGUAGUCACCUCCAGUGUGGAAUCUUCAAGCAGUGUCACACAGAUGCCUAGCUCUUCUUCAAACAUCACUUCUAGUGUCACUUCAGAUAUUUCUUCUAGUCUAUCGUCAAGUGCAAUCACCUCCAGUAUCACUUCUAAUAAUAUCACUUCAUCUGAAACUUCGAUCUUGUCUUCAAGCACUGAACCAAUCAACUCAACCACUCCAAUUACUUCUUCCUCAUCCUUUGUUACAUCUUCAAUUUCCUCUAACGUGACCACCUCAAUUUCUUCUGAAACUUCGUCAUUGACCAGUUUGGUUCCAAGUAAUGCCACUUCUAUUGAAACUACUACUACCACUCCAGGAACUACAAGUAUUUUCAAUAAUGACACUACUUCUAUUGAAACUACUACUACCACUCCAGGAACUACAAGUAUUUUCAAUAACGACACUACUUCUAUCACCACUACCACUCGUCAACCAUUUGACAACGGUACUACAAUUACUACCACCACUCGUCAACCAUUUGACAACGGUACUACAAUUACUACCACCACUCGUCAACCAUUUGACAACGGUACCACAAUCACUACCACCACUCGUCAACCAUUUGACAACGGUACCACAAUCACUACCACCACUCGUCAACCAUUUGACAACGGUACUACAAUCACUUCGACUACUCGUCAACCAUUCGACAAUGAUACUACUGUUACCACAACUACGCGUCAACCUUUCACAAACGAUUCUACUAUCACCAACCCUGAAACUCAUCUAACUACAGUCACCAGCUUGGAAACUACCACAAACGAAAACGGUGAAACUACUACCGCAACCCACAGGUUCACUACACUCGUUCCAUCUGCUUACACGACCAUCACAAACUUAUUGACCACCACAAACGACCGUGGUCAAACCAUCGUUGAAACUCACAAACAUACUAUUGAUGCUCAAUUCGUAUACCCAUCUACUACUGGUGGUUCUUCAGUUCCAACUGUCAUCUUCGUCACUGGUCAAGCUAACCAAUUGGCUCUAGGGUCCUUCGGUGCCAUUGCCGCUGCCGCCAUGCUUUUAUUAUAA
Messenger RNA from Henningerozyma blattae CBS 6284, 1581 nucleotides. RefSeq lists its product as uncharacterized. NCBI's taxonomy places the organism in Eukaryota, Fungi, Ascomycota, Saccharomycetes, Saccharomycetales, Saccharomycetaceae. The transcript has a single exon. Bases 1 to 1581 code for a protein of 526 amino acids. The record is from RefSeq and is a predicted model, not a curated record.